AUGGCAUCGUCAUCCUCAAGCAACAACGCAAACUACGACGUACCGUGGGUUGAGAAGUACCGACCCAGCAAGGUCGUCGACAUCGUCGGCAAUGAAGACGCCGUCUCCCGGCUCCAAGUCAUCGCUCGUGACGGCAACAUGCCCAACCUCAUUUUAUCAGGUCCUCCUGGAACUGGAAAAACCACUAGCAUCCUCGCACUUGCGCACGAGCUUCUCGGUCCCAAUUACAGAGAAGCUGUUCUUGAACUAAAUGCUUCAGAUGAUAGAGGAAUAGAUGUUGUGAGGAACAAGAUCAAGAUGUUUGCUCAAAAGAAAGUAACACUUCCUCUAGGCCGACACAAAGUUGUUAUACUCGAUGAAGCUGACAGUAUGACAUCUGGAGCACAGCAAGCUUUAAGAAGGACGAUGGAGAUAUAUUCUAAUUCUACUCGUUUCGCGCUUGCUUGCAAUACAUCGUCUAAGAUUAUUGAGCCGAUUCAGAGUAGGUGUGCAAUUGUGAGAUUUUCGCGACUAUCUGAUCAAGAGAUACUUGGUCGUCUCAUGGUUGUGGUUCAAGCUGAGAAGGCUUUGGUGGCUUGAUGCAAGUUUGUUUGGCAAUGGCUCCUAUUUUACACAUGUUGCAGGUUCAUGAUGGUUCUGUUGUAUGAUACAACAUUGGCAAGCCCUGUAAUUGAUGCCCUACUCAACUGUUGCAGGUGGUAUGCUUCAACUGAUUCAAGAAAGACAAUACAAUCUGGCACUCAUGCUACAAAAUAAUUGCCAAGUUUUGACUUGGAUCCCCUGGUGUGACAAGGAUUUGAAUUUCAUUCUGUCAUGGAUUAUUUCCAAUUGGUAUGGCGUUACUUGUUUUUUUUUGUACAACCUGGUUGGUUGGUCUUCUUGUAGGUAAGUUGUUGGUUGUUGAUUCAUGCAAUGGUCUUGGUAAUUCAAUGGCAAGUUUUGUGGUUUUAGUUCCAUGGUAAGUCAACACACUUCGUGGCUUGGCAUUGAUGAUGCUUCUUGCUGGUUAUGACCUUGGUUUGUAAAGUUGUUCUUUAGGUAAGCUUGUGGACUGAUUGCAUUAUGAAUGAACCAUGUUAACCUUUAUCCAAUUUAACUGUGGUGUGGCAUUUAUGUAGUU
Molecule: messenger RNA, 1120 nt
Organism: Lathyrus oleraceus (garden pea)
Lineage: Eukaryota; Viridiplantae; Streptophyta; Magnoliopsida; Fabales; Fabaceae
Product: replication factor C subunit 2
Exons: 6
Coding region: 1-579 (192 amino acids)
Biological process (GO): DNA-templated DNA replication; DNA repair
Cellular component (GO): DNA replication factor C complex; nucleus
Molecular function (GO): DNA clamp loader activity; ATP binding; ATP hydrolysis activity
Source: RefSeq, a predicted model, not a curated record